CUAGAAUGUCGCAACAGUAUAGCUUGCGUUGGAAUAACCAUCAACCUAAUUUCAUAUCUAUGUUCACGACAUUGCUGAAUACACAAACCCUUGUAGAUGUCACAUUGGCAGCAGAAGGCAAGCAUUUAAAAGCACAUAAAGUGGUGUUGUCCGCUUGCAGUACUUAUUUUCAGGCUGUUUUAGUUGACAAUCCUUCAAGGCAUCCUAUUGUGAUUCUUAAAGAUGUGUCAUAUUCUGACCUUCGUACCAUGGUAGACUUUAUGUACUAUGGUGAAGUAAAUGUAACUGAGGAACAACUACCACAAGUACUUGAUACAGCAAAGCUCCUAAAAAUAAAAGGGCUCACAGAAAUGCCAGAUUCCACCUCUCUGACGCGGUCCCAGGGGACGACUGCAGACUUCCAGUCCCCGGGGGAUUCAAUAGAUUCCCAAAGACAUUCAGCUUCACCGGCAGCCUCGCCUUCCAACAAACGUAGAAGACGACGAAAGAGUUCAACUGGCUCAACAUCUUUGAACAUGGUACCAGAAGAAAAUAGAAAUGAUGACGCGGGACAGUCUGUUGAUUUAGUGCGGGGGGAUUCAAUAACUUUGAGCAGUGUUCCACAACAAAGACGCAUGAGGGAAUUCCAAGAUGAGCAAAUGGAUAAUGUACCACAGCCAACUGAUCAGCACAACCUGCACGUAGACCAGUUGUCAAUGGACAACAAUUCAGCUAUUAUUCCACAAGGAGGCCAAUGGAGUAUGAUGGAGCACACAUACCCCCGAUACUCGAACGCGUGCGUCGGCGGCGGCGGCGGUGGCGGUACCGGCACCGGCGGCGGCGGCUUGCAGCCGGACCACGGCAUAUACAUGAACAACGUCAUCAACCCACACAUGAACGACUCCGACAUGAACGACUACGGUCAGGGCCUCGGAGUGACUGGGCCCUCGCCUGGGCCGAGUUGCUUCCCAGAGGCACAGACGGCGCAAGAAGUGGUGCCGCAAACCCAGCCUAAACGACGUCGCACUACCAAUCCACAGUCCGAAGAGAACUUCCAAAGGGCACUCGAAGCCGUUCGUUUCGGUGGAAUCGGCUUCUGUAAAGCGGCACGCAUGUUUGGAGUAAACAAUAGGACACUAUGGCUCGAGUACAAGAAAAAGGGGUAUCCCAACAACCGGCCUAGUAUUAAAAACAGGAUAAAACGCGAACACACUACUCCGCCGCCCGAACCAAAAGAAGAAGUUCAGCAACCAGAGCAACAGAUGGCACUGAUAUGUCCUCCGCAUUCUGUACCAGUGGGUUUCAUAGAUUCCCGACCGAUAGAUUUCCCGCUGCAGGGGGUUUCCCAUCAUUCUCCUCUGAACAUUCUCGGGAUGAACUUUAAUUCGAUCCAAUAGAACGCGGCUUGCGGGGCGGUGGGAGACGAGUCAUACACGUUGUGACACGAGUGGCAGGGCGCGGAGAUGAGCGCGGCGCCCCUCGCGCCCUUAGCGCCUCUCGCGCCCUUAGCGCCCAUCGCGCCCCUGCCCGCCCCGCAGCGGCCCCAGCCCUGCUACGAUGUCUACAUGCACAUGUCUCUGUAAAUAUUGUUACCCUCGGCGUCCAGUAUUACUAUAUACAUUAACAUUUAUUAUAUAUGCAAGUGAAUGUGAUACUGGACUUUGUAAUGUCCACGAGACGGGCGUAUAUUUGCCAUAAUCAGUAAUUUAUGUUUAGAUCUCAGUAGCUAUUUAAGUUAUGAUAAUUUACAAAUAUUCAA
Papilio machaon (common yellow swallowtail) is the source of this 1738-nucleotide messenger RNA. Its product is annotated as protein tramtrack, alpha isoform. The record is from RefSeq and is a predicted model, not a curated record. The coding region runs from base 6 to 1376 and encodes 456 amino acids. Gene Ontology annotation, biological process: regulation of transcription by RNA polymerase II. Lineage: Eukaryota; Metazoa; Arthropoda; Insecta; Lepidoptera; Papilionidae. Gene Ontology annotation, molecular function: protein binding; DNA binding. Gene Ontology annotation, cellular component: nucleus. The transcript is spliced from 6 exons.